AUGCUACAUUUUAGAGCCGCUAAGGAAAAGACACGUGAAAAGAAAGCUGUGAAAAAAGCAGAGAAAACGAGGACCGUAACGAAACAGGGACCGAAGCAGAAGGUUCCAAAACCGAUGAAAAUGUCGGCGCCGAGAGUUGGCACUCUCCGUACCGAUCGUCUCUACGUCAUGGAUGCUCUGAAGGAUUAUUAUUGUACCAUUUUUGCGCUUACUUAUUCCCCAUGCUGUAAAUACCUGUGUGCGGCCGAUCGUUAUGGAUUCGUAACGGUUUUCAGUGGAACCUACGAGGGUAAGAUCAAAGGCUACUGCUGGGAAGACGUAAUCAGUCGUACCGCGAAACGGUCUUGGUGUCUGGAUUGCAACAGUCAGGACAAGAAAUCAGACGUAUUUGAAGUGAAUGCCUUGCUGAUGCACAACUCGUCAUUUUUAAGCAAUCAAAUACGAUUUUCUGCUUUUCAGCGAAUUCUGUGUUCUGCAGGCGGUGAUUCGAACGUCUAUUUCUGGGAUUUAGAAGACGGCUCACUUGUGGGCAUCUCUAAAGGCCACACAGAUUAUCUUCAUUGCAUCUCUGACAAUGGACCGAACGGAGUGAUUUCAGCUGGAGAAGAUGGUCAGAUCCGACUUUGGGGUACGAGUCUCUGUCACAUGCUUUGUCCUCGUGCCGUCGUGUUUGAGAUAUUUUUUGGCUUAGAUACACGUACCUAUGAGUGUCGCAGUGUUCUUGAACCGUACAAUUCCGAUUGCGCUCGUCCGCAGGUCGGAAAGUGGAUUGGCGCGUUGGCAUCUGAACCGCAUUGGCUGGUAUAUACUUUAAGAUGCCCUGAACUUGGUCUGUGGCACCUGGACUCCUUGCAGCUCGCCAAAAUAUUACCGGCAAGUAAUUCCGAAUCACAUUGUGCCGCGAUAUACGAUGACAAGAUAUUCACCGGAGGUAGCCGCGGAAGCGUUUUCAUAUGGGAUUUUAACGGACAGCUCUCACAAGAAAUCAACGUCACUUCGUCGUGUGUAUAUGCCAUGGCACUUAACGCAAAUUCUGACAAAUAUAGAGUAUGCUUUCUUCGUUUGUGUCUGUCGCAUAUUCGUCACACCUUUACCUAUGCUGUUCCAGGUGUUGGCUUUGUCAGGCUCCGGUUCUUCUAUCGACUUUCUGCUGAAUUAUUCGUAUAA
This is a messenger RNA of Soboliphyme baturini, 1167 nucleotides long. The record is from the annotation of a GenBank genome assembly. NCBI's taxonomy places the organism in Eukaryota, Metazoa, Nematoda, Enoplea, Dioctophymatida, Soboliphymatidae.